Molecule: messenger RNA, 1727 nt
Organism: Aphanomyces astaci
Lineage: Eukaryota; Oomycota; Saprolegniomycetes; Saprolegniales; Verrucalvaceae
Exons: 1
Coding region: 123-1625 (500 amino acids)
Biological process (GO): mRNA splicing, via spliceosome
Cellular component (GO): precatalytic spliceosome; Prp19 complex; catalytic step 2 spliceosome
Molecular function (GO): protein binding
Source: RefSeq, a predicted model, not a curated record
UCCCAAUCUUUUAAAUAAAAUCACUGAAAUUUAUCACCAGUGCAACUAUGGUGGGAUAUUCCGCUAGAAACACUAUACGUAAAGUGAUUCCGUGAAAUUUGUGGGUGGCCAAGCGCGAGCUCAUGUCAACGGAACUUGCCCUCACAAGCGCGGUGGACGACGCGAUUGCUCGCGAAAAGAUCACAUGGAGCGUGCAUCGAUCAAGGGAACUAUUCGCGGGGGAGCCGCCGAGCUUUGAGACUCACGAAGACAGCCAAAAGACGCACAUCCAGGUGAAAUUCCGCGCACGAUAUGCUGAUCUUCCCGACAUCCAACCGAGCCAGUUGAAGAAAUCCAAGUUGGACACCGUGGCACCCGUUCCUGUGAUCAGUCCCUUGGAUAAUACACCGGCAGCAGAGGACGACGAGGAUGGUGUCGUGGAAGGGCAUGCCACAGCCGAACCAGUGGACACGUUGCCAAGUGCUGUGGAGAACGCCGUGGCCCAAUUCUCCAAGCAACAGGAAGCUGCCGCUGCAGCUUCCAACACAAGUCAACAAGCCUUGGUCGAAUACAAGAAGGAAACCACAUUCAAGGCCCAAUUCAGCGCCGCGUCAGCGUUGGUCCGUCGCCGCCAAGCCGCCGAGGUGCCGAAACCGACGUGGCACGCGCCGUGGAAGCUCAAGCGCGUGAUUGCCGGGCAUUUGGGUUGGGUGCGCUCCAUCGCCGUGGAUCCUACGAACCAAUGGUUCGUCACGGGAUCGGCCGACCGCACCAUCAAGGUAUGGGACCUGGCGAGCGGCCAGCUUAAGUUGACGCUGACGGGGCACAUCAACGCCAUCCGCGGCCUGGCUGUAAGUGACCGGCACCCGUACAUGUUUUCCGCGUCGGAGGACAAGAAGGUGCUGUGCUGGGACUUGGAGUACAACAAGGUGAUCCGCAGCUACCACGGGCAUUUGAGCGGUGUGUUCAGCUUGAAGCUGCAUCCGACGCUGGACGUGCUCAUCACGGGUGGACGCGAUGCCGUGGCUCGGGUGUGGGAUAUGCGGACCAAGCAGCAGGUGCACGUGCUGUCGGGGCACCAAGGCAGCGUAUGGGCCAUCGAGACCCAGGGCACCAACCCCCAGGUGGUCACGGGCGCCGCGGAUAGCACGGUCAAGCUGUGGGACCUCGCCGCCGGCAAGGUGAUGACGACAUUGACCAACCACAAAAAGGGCGUGCGGGCCAUGGUGGCGUCGCGUACAGACCACACGUUCUUGACCGGGGCGGCCGACAAUUUGAAGAAAUGGCAGCUCAAGGACGGCAAGUUUCUGCGCAACUUUUCGGGCCACAACGCGAUUGUGAAUGCCGUGUCGGUGAACCAAGACAAUGUGUUGGUGUCGAGUGCUGACAACGGAUCCAUGCGCUUCUGGGACUACUCGACUGGGUACUGCUUCCACCAAGAAGAAACCAUCGUCCAGCCUGGGUCCCUGGACAGCGAAGCCGGCAUCUACGCGUCGACGUUCGACAUGACCGGCCUGCGCCUCAUCACCGCCGAAGCUGACAAAACGAUCAAAGUGUGGGAGGAGAAUCCGGACGCGACCCCCGAGACCCACCCCAUCGACAUGGUCAAAUGGACCAAGGAAUUCACGGCCCCCAAGCGCUAUUAAUAUAUCAAUAUCGUCGACAAAUAUACAGUAACUUGCAUACCCGGUAUGUUUGAUGUAAGAAAUAUCAAAUGUACUUGAACGGUACUGUUUGUUUUGCGUAAA